Molecule: messenger RNA, 1818 nt
Organism: Fibroporia radiculosa
Lineage: Eukaryota; Fungi; Basidiomycota; Agaricomycetes; Polyporales; Fibroporiaceae
Exons: 16
Coding region: 1-1818 (605 amino acids)
Source: RefSeq, a predicted model, not a curated record
AUGUCCGUGUCGACAGGCUCCCAACCCACUGUGCCCAAAAUUCAAAUCAAUUAUAUCGAACUGUCAAAUAUCAAACAUCUCGAAUCUGCGGAGCUGCAGAUUAGUGGUCAUCGACACAUUUUGCAUAGGAAGGACAAAACUCUCCGAGCCGAGUUCAUAGACCUAACUUUACAUGAGCAAUGUUGCUUGCGAAUUUCCUAUAAAAAGCAAUUCAUUGGACUCAGGAAGAAAAGGUCAGACGAAUAUGUUACUCUGAACCUUCGUGAAAUUCUGUCGGCCGCGAAUGAGAAAGAGUUUGUUCAGAUACAUAACAAGACGCGAAUUGUUCUCGGCAUCACGAUACACGGUCAAACGGAUAGUCGAGGGGGCGUGCUGCCAACGGGAAACGAGCAACUUCAACCUACUACUGGAGAGAUUCUGGAAAGGUGUCCUCGUUUCCGCAUUCUGGUGAUCGGAAAGACUGGCGUGGGCAAAUCUUCCUUAAUCCAGCACGCAUUCGGCGUCGAAGGAGAUCUUGUUUCGCAUGAUCGUCCAGGCGACGCCCACAUAGAUGAGGCAUUCAUCUCGCCGCGGAAUGAACGAUUCGUUCUACACGAUAGCAAGGGUUUCGAGCCUGGUGAAGGGGGUAAUUUGUCGACGGUGAAAGAGUUCAUUCAAAGACGGAGGCAGAUGCGAGAUUUGAAAGAUCAACUGCAUGCCGUUUGGCUUUGUUUUGAGAUACCUUGGGCCGAUGGGCGGUUACUGGAGGCAGGCGUAGAAGAAUUUCUUAGGUCCAAAAAUGACAUCCUAAGAGACAUCCCCCUUGUCCUUCUUUUCACUAAAUACGACAUGCUUGUCGAGCGUGUCUGUGACGACAUGGAGAAGGAACAUGAUUCCAAGGUGAUGGACGAUAGCGAUGUCAAGCUUCAAGUGGAAUCCAAAUUGGACGCUCUUUGCAUCAAGCCGAUUGAGGAGCUGACAGGACGCAGAGAUAUUCCCUAUAUUCCGGUUUCCAAUGAGGAAGGCUACGAGAAUUCGCUCGUGAAAUUGGUCGAGCUCACAUACAAACAUGUUUCCAAGCAUGUUGCAGAGGAGGCAUCGGUUGUAACUGCAAUGGCUCAAAGGGUGGAUCCCAAGAGUAAAAUAGUCGAAUCCAUUGCAGUUGGCAAGAAACGCUAUUGGAAGGCCUUGGCGGCAAGUCCAAACUUCGAAGGCCACACAAUGUGGGAUUGUUUUCAUGUAAUCCACACCGACAUCGUUACUAUUUGGAACUUUCAUGAUACCUCUGGCCAUCUUAAGAGCAAUGAGUUUAGAGCGCUAAUAGUAAACAUGGUUGGAGACGUGCAAACUCGCACUAUAACAAAUCCAGUCAAGAUCCUCAUGGGCGGAGGUUCAUUCAUUGUAGCUAUUGCUGCUGCAGUCGGUGCCCUUGCCGGACCUGCAGCCCCGAUUGUUGUACCGAUUGCUGCGUGUGCAGUGGUUGCUGUGUGGGCUUACGAAGUAUACGAACAAUCGCGAGUGGUUCAGCAGAGGUUCAUGGCGUAUAUUGUGGAUCUGACGCAUGUCAUGGAGAUCCUCUUAAUAAUCCUCGCUGGGAAUAACCACAGCCCGCUCACUCGUCGGGCCAUUAAGUUGGCAUUCAAUUCUUACUACAACUCCCCUAUAAGAGCAAAAGUUCAUGAUAAGAUCCAGAAUUAUCGAGGCAGUGGGAUUUCGCGCGGCCGGGAUGCGAUUCUGGAGAUGAUCGAGUCCAUGAUGAAGCCCAUUCCAAAUGACACCACAAAUUUGUUUCAAAAUAGAACUCUGGAUGUGAAUUUAGACCAGGACGAAGACUGGUAG